Messenger RNA from Paramisgurnus dabryanus, 3194 nucleotides. It is a transcript of the gene slc35e1, whose product is annotated as solute carrier family 35 member E1. The record is from RefSeq and is a predicted model, not a curated record. Lineage: Eukaryota; Metazoa; Chordata; Actinopteri; Cypriniformes; Cobitidae.
UAGAGUUUGUAGAUGCGUUGCGGCUUGCGCUGAAAGAUGGCGACGGUGGAGCAGCGCCCGCCUGUGCGGGAGGGAAUGCGGAUCGCGGUGUUGUGUCUGUGUUGGUACACCGUCAGCUCAGGCGGCAACGUGAUCAACAAAAUCAUCCUAAACAAUUUCCCGUACCCGGUCACCGUUUCUCUUUUCCACAUCCUCUCUAUCAUCGUGUUUCUGCCGCCGUUGUUGCGAGCAUGGGGUGUCCCGCGAAUCGAGAUCACGGCCCGGUAUUACCGCUGGUUCAUCCUGCCGCUCGCCUUCGGAAAAUAUUUCGCCUCCGUCUCGGCCCAUUUCAGCAUCUGGAAGGUCCCGGUGUCGUACGCACACACUGUGAAAGCCACCAUGCCCAUCUGGGUGGUUAUGCUGUCACGGAUAAUCAUGAAAGAGAAGCAAACUACCAAGGUUUAUGUAUCUCUUAUACCCAUCAUUGGAGGUGUCCUAUUGGCUACAGUCACUGAAUUGUCCUUUGACCUCUCUGGAUUGAUCAGCGCACUGGCAGCGACCCUCUGCUUCUCCUUACAAAAUAUAUUCUCCAAAAAGGUCCUGCGUGACACGAGGAUCCAUCACCUUCGUUUGCUGAACCUACUGGGCUUUAACGCACUUUUGUUCAUGCUUCCCACAUGGAUCUUAGUGGAUCUCUCCAAUUUCCUGAUGGAGGGAGACCUGGCGGACGUUUACAACGGGACGGGAACAAUAGUGCUGCUUCUCAUCAGCGGCUUCUGCAACUUUGCACAAAACAUGAUCGCAUUCAGUGUGUUGAAUCUGGUGAGCCCGCUCAGUUACGCCGUGGCCAACGCCACAAAGAGGAUCAUGGUCAUCACGAUAUCCUUACUGAUGCUAAGAAACCCCGUCAACACAUCCAACAUCAUGGGCAUGCUGACGGCAAUACUGGGCGUCUUCCUCUACAAUAAGGCGAAAUACGACGCCAACCAGGAAGCCAAAAAGAAACUGCUGCCGAGUUCAGCGCAGGAUUUAGUUUCGUUCGACAAGCCCCAGUCCAACGGCUCCGGGCCCUUCACGCACGCCACAGACAUUCAGUACGGCAGGAGCACGGUGCUCACCGACCACUUUCAGUACAGCCGGCAGGCCUACACAACAAAUCACACCUCCAGCCAGUAUGUUGUUUGAGUCAAGCACUUUGAAGGACACUAAAGACUGAUCUCAGGCCUCUGUAUUUGAGUACGGACGGCCCCAUCCUAAAUACGGACCUUGAAAGGAAUGUUAUCUCACAAAUAUCCUACUGUUAUUAUUUUUUUUUUCACAGCCAUGUUAUUUAUUUUGGUUUUCCCUUCUGUGUCAGUAUCUGAAGGUGGUUUAUUGUGUAUACACUGUUAGAAAUUAAGGUACAAAAGGUGUAUCAUUUGACCUGAGAAGUACAAAGGUAUAACUUUUUAUAAAGCACCACCCCAGUGACGGCUUUUGUACCUUUACUUCUGACCGUGUAGAAUUACAGGAAUGUGUUGGGAAUUGUUGAACCAUUGUGUAAAUAAUCCGAGCGACGUGGCUCAUUGAGGAUUCGGUUUCGUUAUUUGCACGGGACGCAUUUCAAUGCAAUUCAAAGUUCAGAAUGUAACGCAUCGUCGAUGUCAUGCUACUGUAAAUGAAUGACGGACAGACAAACAGCGAGACCUCUGCCAUAUAACAUACACUGGGUCACAGCAAAUACCAAUGCAUCAGGGUAUUCGUCAAUAUUCUGUUUGGGUUUGUGCCUCCUGUUUGUAAAUAUUUUAUUUAUUUUAUUAGUGGAGGGUGCAUUUAUUCAAUCAUAUGAACUGAACAGCUUUUGGAUUGUCUGAUAUCUGUGAAGACGUUGUUUUGGUUUUUGUUUUCCCUUUGGGAUAAUCAAGAUCACUUGAAUCAUGGUGUGCAUUAACAUGCAUGAUUGUUUAUUUUGUUAAAGCAUAAAAAUAUGGACAUCACUUAUGAAUCCUAUGAACAAGAUUAAAAAAUCAUUCAAAGAACUGGUAAAGAAAAAGCUUUCCAUAAAAAAAGAUCACGAGGAGCUGCAUAAUGUUUUUAAAUGUUUCAGUUCUCAUUAUCUUCAUAUGAUUUUAUAAAAACUGAAGACAAUGUUAAGAAGCUGCUGGAUGAGAAGUUGAACACAUAAUGGUGCAAUAUUGUUUUCAAUAAGGAUUUCUGGAAGUGUUUAAGUGACUUACACGAGUCAUGUGCAUAUAACGCAAUGCUCAUGGAUGGGUCCAGAUGAAAUCUGUAAAUGUUUUCAUAAGGAGAUGAUUAACUUGCUGCAGAUCUUUCUGAUCUGCGGUCACAGGUUUCAUGUGGGCCUGCUGGUUUGGGUACAUUGACCAGUACUCUGGUUUCCUGUUAACAGUUUCUCACCUUCUUUUAAAAAAAAAAUGUGUCUUACUGCUGGAAAGUUUGACACAGCAUGCUGGAUGUUAGCAUUAGUCGGCAAAGACGAUGUUUAGAGCUUGAAAAGUUUUUUUUAUACUUGUACUUUGUUUAAAAAGCACCGUAAUAUUCAGUCGGUUUAUGGGAUAUUCAAGCUCUUUGUAUCAUUGUGAUUUUUAUUAUGUUCAACCCCAUAAAGUAGUUAAUAUUAAUAUUGUGUAUGAUGUCAGCCACUUUGUAUGAAAGGCUGUUUGUGGGUUUGGUUUGUUUUCCUUCUGCUUGUUUUUAAUUGGUUCACACCUUAUUGCUUUUACAUAUUGAUGUCACUGGGGGAGUGGCUAAGAUCAAGUUUAUAUCAGUGCGGAUUUUUAUUUUUUUGUAGCCAAUUGUAAACAUAAUAUUGAGCAAACAUAUUUGUUAAGCAGAAAGUCAUUGAAUUGCACAUUAAACUGAGCCUAAACCUUUAAAUCCUAAAUCCUUAACUUAAAAAAAUCCAAACCCGAUAAUACAGUGCCCUUCCUAAACAGAUAAUCAUGCAAUACUGUAGUAUUUGAUGUUUAUUGCCUUGUUUUGGUCAGCUUCAGAAACUUUCAGCUCUUUUGUCACUUGUAAGAUUCAUGUCUAUGUUAUUACAGUCUGGUUGAGUCUCAAUUAGUGGUUUGGAAAUGCGUUGUAAGACCAACCGGGUGUUUCCAAUUUUUGAUUUUAAGAUGCCUUGGUACGUUUAUUGUUACAUUUUAUUUGGUCAACCUUAAAGUUACAAGAUGAUUUAUUUUUAAAUGUGAAAUAAAGGUGAAUUGAUAAGA